Molecule: messenger RNA, 1224 nt
Organism: Salvelinus namaycush (lake trout)
Lineage: Eukaryota; Metazoa; Chordata; Actinopteri; Salmoniformes; Salmonidae
Product: P2X purinoceptor 2-like
Exons: 12
Coding region: 1-1224 (407 amino acids)
Biological process (GO): response to ATP; monoatomic cation transmembrane transport
Cellular component (GO): plasma membrane; nuclear inner membrane
Molecular function (GO): ATP binding; extracellularly ATP-gated monoatomic cation channel activity; purinergic nucleotide receptor activity
Source: RefSeq, a predicted model, not a curated record
AUGGGACUGCUUGAGUUUAUAAAGGAUUAUUUUAUUGGUUUCUUGGACUAUGAGACCCCCAAGGUAAUGGUGGUUAAAAACAAAAAACUUGGAGUCAUAUAUAGAGGGGUUCAGUUUUUUGUGAUCACCUAUUUCAUCUGGUAUGUCUUUAUCAGUCAGAAAGCCUAUCAGGACAGUGAGACGAGGCCAGAGAACUCAGUCUACACUAAGAUGAAAGGCACAGCAGUGCAGGGGGACCACGUUCUGGACAUGGUGGAAUAUGUCCGACCCUCAGAGGGCGGUGACGUGAUCAGCACAAUACUGAGACGAGUGGUCACACACAACCAGAGGCAAGGCACGUGUGCUGAGCAUUUUACCGUUCCCAAUGCCAACUGCUCAAAGGACUCGGACUGCAUCUCAGGAAAAGUGGACUUUGAUGGCAAUGGACAAAGAACUGGGCGCUGUGUUCCUUACUAUAACCAGACCUUCAAGACCUGUGAGAUUCAGACCUGGUGUCCUAUUGAGGACUAUGCGGCAAUACGGGAGCCGGCAUUAGCAGAGGCCAUCAAUUUCACUGUUUACAUCAAGAAUGCCAUCCAUUUCCCAAAAUUUAAAGUGUUGAGAGGAAACAUCAAACCAAACAAACGAAAUGGGCAGAAAUAUCUGAAUAAGUGUCAUUACAAUGAGGAGAAACACCCCUACUGCCCCAUCUUCCGGCUGGGUUACAUCGCAGAACAGGCCAGGGAGAAGUUCAGCGAGCUCUGCAGGACUGGGGGAGUGAUUGGAGUCUUCAUUAACUGGAAGUGUGAUCUUGACCUGGACCCCUCGGAGUGUAAACCCACAUACUCAUUCCGUCGCCUGGACCUUCGGAAGAACCUGCCCAGCUCUGGUUACAACUUCAGAUUUGCCAAGUAUUACAGCAAAGAUGGAGAAGAGUUCCGGACACUUAUCAAGGCCUUUGGGAUUCGUCUUGAUGUAAUAGUUCAUGGACAUGCUGGACGAUUCAGCAUCAUCCCAACUAUCAUCAACACAGUGACAGCCAUGACAUCAGUUGGAAUAUGUUCCAUUAUCUGUGACUGGAUCAUGCUCACUUUCAUUGACAAGAACGCUAUCUACAGUGGCAGAAAGUUUGAUGAUGACAGUAAAGUUCCCAAACCCAGCCAGACCUUCACACUUCCCACAGAAUUCACCAUCAUCAGCUAUGGCUCCACCCACUCAGACCUGUCAGAGGGAGUGGCCCUGUGA